This is a messenger RNA of Durusdinium trenchii, 495 nucleotides long. The record is from the annotation of a GenBank genome assembly. Lineage: Eukaryota; Dinophyceae; Suessiales; Symbiodiniaceae.
AUGACAUCGCUGGACAAUAAUGGUUUGUUUAUUCGACCAGCCAUGGAGAUGCUCCACUGUGAUUGCGACCAGGCCACGGCUAUUCCAACUGGCGACAUGCCUGGUCCGAUGACAAGACGGACUGGUGCUGCAGGCAUAAGAAUCGUGGAUGCGAGCAUGACUGCCGCGAAGACAUGUUGCACUGGAAGACCCAUUGGUCUUCCAGUCGGAAGAAGUGGUGCUGCGACCAUGUGGGUUUCGGUUGUGAAAGGUGAUCCCAAGUUUCACGUGAUCGAAGUAGCGGUCCUAAAUUCGGCCAACAUGCAAAGAGUGCAUGUCUUCGGCAUAGUGCAGGACAUGUCGAUGCGGGGAGAGCGGGAGUUGAGACAUGGAAUUGAGACAAUUUGUUCAGCGGCUGCAAAAGAAAGCUCUGCAACCAGUUUGUUCUUCUUGCAUGAAAUGCUAAGGGUGUUCUCUUCGGAGUGUUCUCUUCGGAUCGAGAAGGGCAACUGGUGA